Nyctereutes procyonoides (raccoon dog) is the source of this 340-nucleotide messenger RNA. Its product is annotated as cytochrome c oxidase subunit 7C, mitochondrial-like. The coding region runs from base 30 to 221 and encodes 63 amino acids. NCBI's taxonomy places the organism in Eukaryota, Metazoa, Chordata, Mammalia, Carnivora, Canidae. The transcript has a single exon. Gene Ontology annotation, biological process: mitochondrial electron transport, cytochrome c to oxygen. The record is from RefSeq and is a predicted model, not a curated record.
GCGGCUCUCGCAGGACCUUCAGCGGCGCUAUGUUGGGACAGAGCAUCCGGAGGUUCACGACCUCUGUGGUCCAUAGGAGCCACUAUGAGGGGGGCCCCGGGAAGAAUUUGCCAUUUUCAGUGGAAAACAAGUGGAGGCUACUACUUAUGAUGACUUUGUAUUUUGGAUCUGGAUUUGCUGCACCUUUUUUUAUGGUAAGACACCAACUGCUUAAGAAAUAAGGAUGUUUUCAUUGAUCCACUAAACAGAUGUGAAAAGGAACAUUUUAAGAGGUGCAGUCUCUGAAAAAUGGAUCAAACUCUAGAAUUCAACAUACUCAACAUGUUUGUAAAUAAACUUA